Molecule: messenger RNA, 1605 nt
Organism: Lutra lutra (Eurasian river otter)
Lineage: Eukaryota; Metazoa; Chordata; Mammalia; Carnivora; Mustelidae
Gene: CA7
Product: carbonic anhydrase 7
Exons: 7
Coding region: 161-955 (264 amino acids)
Biological process (GO): regulation of intracellular pH
Cellular component (GO): cytoplasm
Molecular function (GO): carbonate dehydratase activity; zinc ion binding
Source: RefSeq, a predicted model, not a curated record
CCUGCCGGGGGUUGGGGGGCGGGUCCCCCAGGAACUGCUCCUCCCGCGCGCCGCAGCUUUAAGAGGCAGCUCAGAGGUAGCGAGCGGGGCCGGAGCCGCAGCCGGAGCCAGCGGAACUGAGCGGAGCAGGCAGGUGCACGGCUGCGGGGACAGCAGCGGCAUGACCGGCCACCACGGCUGGGGCUACGGCCAGAACGACGGCCCCUCACAGUGGCACAAGCUGUAUCCCAUUGCCCAGGGAGACCGCCAGUCACCAAUCAAUAUUGUGUCCAGCCAGGCUGUGUACUCGCCCAGCCUGAAACCACUGGAGCUUUCCUAUGAGGCCUGCAUAUCCCUCAGCAUCGCCAACAAUGGCCACUCUGUCCAGGUGGACUUCAAUGACAGCGAUGACCGAACUGUGGUGACUGGGGGGCCCUUGGAUGGGCCAUACCGGCUCAAGCAGUUCCAUUUCCACUGGGGCAAGAAGCACAGUGUGGGCUCAGAACACACGGUAGAUGGCAAGUCAUUCCCCAGCGAGCUGCACCUUGUUCACUGGAAUGCCAAGAAAUACAGCACCUUUGGGGAGGCAGCCUCAGCACCUGAUGGCCUGGCUGUGGUCGGUGUCUUCUUGGAGACAGGGAACGAGCACCCCAGCAUGAACCGGCUGACAGAUGCGCUGUACAUGGUUCGGUUUAAGGGAACAAAGGCCCAGUUCAGCUGCUUCAACCCCAAGUGCCUCCUGCCUGCCAGCCGGCACUACUGGACCUACCCGGGCUCCCUGACGACCCCCCCACUGAGUGAGAGUGUCACCUGGAUCGUGCUGCGGGAACCUAUCAGCAUCUCCGAGAGGCAGAUGGAGAAGUUCCGGAGCCUGCUUUUCACCUCAGAGGACGAUGAGAGGAUCCACAUGGUGAACAACUUCCGGCCGCCACAGCCACUGAAGGGCCGUGUGGUCAAGGCCUCUUUCCGGGCCUGAGCUGCCUGCCUGCCCAGGCGGCCACUAGAGCACCAUUUUCCCAAGGGCUUCCACGUCAGCAGACACCAAACCAUCCGAGGAUCCCUGCCUGGGGGGGUGCUGUGGACCCCCCACUUCAGCUGGCUUGCUCCUUGGCCACCCUGGAGGAUUCUUGAUGGGACCCUCAAGUCAGGGGACACCCUUCAGCUGGGGACAGGAAGGACAGGAGCUAAGCACGGUCCAAGCCUGAGGCUGCCUCUGCUCUCCAAGACCCAAAGGCCCCUGGGAAUCUCUCCCAUCUUCCCCACUGGCAGUGGCAGCAGCCCCACCCUGAGCUCACACUGUGAUGGACGAGACCGAGCUCUCUGGGGCAGGCGGCUGGCAUUGCCAGAAAGACUCAAGCAAUAAUUAGAGGUGGGCAGGGCUGCCCUCUCGGCGUUACCUCUUCUGCAGGCCUCCGCCAUGCACGCACCUCACUGCCGGGCCAUUAAAAUCAGCACCCAGCCUGCUGGAGAUGACAUGGCCUUUUCCCUCCAGCCACCUGCUGCCAUGGGCAGACACUGGCUACAGCUUCUGUAGUAUCUUCCCUCAGCCCUACCCGGUCACCAAAGCCACCUACAUGACAAUCCAUCCAUGCAAUUAUUAAUAAACUCAUCUAUUCAUGCCACAAA